AUGCACCUUUCGACCAGACUUGCAGCGGCCUACUGCCAGCAGAACAGUACUGUAGCCUUCGUUGAUCUGGAACAAUUACCCGCGCCACAGACUGAUGUUUCAAGCUCCAAGUUUCAGAUACCUGCCGCCAUCGCCAUCUUCGACGACUUGUUGAAUCGACUCAACAGUUACGAUGGGAAAGACAUCACAGUCCUGACUGCAUACAUCGACCAACUAUCCCUCCUUCUCGCUCUCCGAACGUCUACCAUCGCUAAACCUAAAUCCUCCCAAGAUUACUCUAUGGUCAAGAAGCUCGAGAAGGUAACGCUCAGUACAAUCGAUGGCCUCAACGGUGAAAAGAGCAAUGUUGUCCUGCUAGACAUCUCAGUCAUUAACAUAUCAGUUUACUGCAAGAAGCAGUCUGGAGAAACAUUGGUUUCGGAAGAGAAUGACCUACCUGGGCUGGCCACAGGUGGCGUGUGGUCAGAUAGAUGGCUCAUCAACAUGGAACGAACAACUGCUUAA
Molecule: messenger RNA, 504 nt
Organism: Aaosphaeria arxii CBS 175.79
Lineage: Eukaryota; Fungi; Ascomycota; Dothideomycetes; Pleosporales
Exons: 2
Coding region: 1-504 (167 amino acids)
Source: RefSeq, a predicted model, not a curated record